UCAAGCUCGUCUUUUUAGGAGAGCAGAGCGUGGGAAAGACAUCGCUGAUCACUCGCUUCAUGUACGACAGCUUUGACAGCACGUACCAGGUUGCCUGGUUCGGCCCGCGCCGGUCGCUAGCAUCGCCAAGGAAACGAGCGCGUGACGGAGCUGCUGAUUUGCAAACGGGCACCCGGCUGGACCGCCUCACGUGGGCCAACACAACUCAACUCAACUACAUCCCAAAAACCAACAAAAGAGAACUUAAGAAGCAUAGCACCCAAAAAGUUCCUCGAACCGCAGCAAAUUUCAAUUUACUUCACUUGCAUGUUUUCGACUGACAUUUAACACAUUCAAACUACGGCAGACUUAAAGUAGGGCCGCAACCUUUUAUCGAGUAAAUCAAAUAAAUAAUCAAAUAAGCGUUGCAGGGAUCGUCUUUCCACACCGACCGUUAGAUGCAACUUUGGAAUCGUUUCCAACAUAAAAAAGGAGAUCAAUUGCAGUGUGCCGACUGCAAAGCAGAACUGACUCACACGACAGCACGUCUACGAUCGCCAACACAAGGAACGAUUGUUGGCUAAUUUAAUAUAGCCGACCACUGCCAUUUUAAUCCCUUUUUUUGAAUAAACGAUAACAAAAUAAACAUUUAAUAAACAUUCACACACGUUUGCCACAAGUGACGCCCAGACCGGGCAACGGUUAGUCAGUUAACAGGCAGCUGCUAACUUGAGCUCACAACAGCGAAUCCUACUUUCAUUCGCUGACUUUCACCUCACUCUUCAGGCCAGGCGAAAGCCAUACACCCUCAAAGUCGCAGAUAAUAAAUAGUGUAGAAUGAGAGGAUGGGGUCCUAAGGGAACAUCACCUGCAACUCACAUGCACAUUUUGUUGUUUAAUAAUGCAGAGUCAUUCAAUUUAUCUGAUUACUCUAUUCUAAAACGAUUUGAUAACUGCAGCCCUAGCUAAAAUCACCGUUCAAACCAUUUUCCCUCUUUUCUCAAUCCCUCUCACUGUUAAACGUUACAGUCGGGUUUGUUUUACGAGUGGUGCCGCUGGAGAUAGAAAGUACGUGUGACGUCAUGUUAAAAAAAAUUAAAAAGUCUGUACAGUCUGUACACUUUACACUUGUAUGACAGCGAAGAACGUUAAAAUGCGAUUUAUUAAAACAUGGCCUGUACAGUUGACAAAGCUUAUAUGAAGGCGACAGUUUGCGCCUGAACAGAAUUUAAGUACCCUCAUUUUAAAAUGUAAAUAUUGGGAUUUAUUUUGGGCCAGAUCACCUGAGGACAUCAUAGCAGUUGAAGCAGUGUGCUUGGCAACGCACUGUGAACACCCCGCCAAGAAGGAACACAAAGCCAUCUGCCUCGCCGGAGACAAACACACCCUUGCAGAAUGAUACAUAACAAAUAAUGAACUGAAACUACGACAAGUUAGUAUUUGAAGGAGCCCUGGAAAUGGCCAACAUGAGCCAAAAAUGGCCGCUUCGAACCAGAAUGGAUGACUUCCUGUGUCUUUUCGGGCCUGGCUUCCUCAGACCUUUUUGUGGAUAUACUCAUGACAGACGUGUCUACCAAAUUUCAUGUUGCAAGGUGAAACUGGCUUCAGGGAAUUCGUUUUCAAAGACUUCUGGACAACAGGACAAGCCGGUCCAGUUGUUCUUUACUAAAUGACAUUGCUAACUAGUAGCCUGGCAUGCACAUUACAACAUUUCAUUUUGGGGUUUUGUAGUUCUCCAUCCAUGUUGACACAGGGCACUUCAUUCUAUCAUUUCAGAAUCAUCUUUAUUUGCCAAGUAUGUCCAAAAAACACACAAGGAAUUUGUCUCCGGUAGUUGGAGCCGCUCAAGUACGACAACAGACAGUCAAUUGGCAGAGAACACUUUUGAGACAUAAAGACAAUGAGAAAAACAGUUAGAGCAGUUUGAAUGACUAAUGUACCAAUAGUCCGGUGCAAAGGGCGCCGAGACUUCAAGGAGUGUAUGCAGUUUUAAAGUGACCUGUAGCGCGAUAAUCUGGGACAAUGUCGAUUGUGCAAAUGUUGCAGAUACUCCGCAGUCAGUGUGCAAGUGGGGCAGAUGCUACUCUGGCAUGAGUGGCCAGUAUUGGUCAACAACAGAUAUGCAAAUAGUGCAGCGUGGCGAGACAACCACAGUGAGUGCACGAGUACUGUAUAAUUGACCUGACAGAAAUGUGACAACAAACUCAAGACAAAAAAAAUGGCAGCAUGUUGCCAUGGAAUUCUAGGUUAGCUGUUUAAGAAGUUGAUUGCAAGAGGGAAGAAACUGUUGGAAUGUCUGCUAGUUCUAGUUUGCAUUGAUCGGUAGCGCCUACCUGAGGGAAGGAGCCGGAAGAGCCGGUGACCGGGAUGUGGAGUGUCCAUGAGGAUUUUGCACGCUCUUGUCUUAGUUUUGGCAGCGUGCAAGUUCUCAAGGGUGGGUAGGGGGGUACCGACAAUCCUUUCAGUACUUUUGAUUGUCCGUUGCAGUCGGAGUUUGUCCUUUUUUGUAGCAGCACCAAACCAGACUGUGAUGGAAGAACACCGGACUGAUUCGAUGACCGCUGUGUAGAACUGCCUCAGCAGCUCCCGUGGCAGGCCGUGCUUCCUCAGAAGCCGCAGGAAGUACAUCCUCUGCUGGGCCUUUUUGAGGACGGGGUUGAUGUUGAUCGCCCCCUUCAGGCCCUGAGAGACUGUAAUUCCCAGGAACUUGAAGGUCUCGACGGUUGACACAAGGCAGCUGGACAACGUGCGGGGCAGCUGUGGCGAAGGAUUUCUUUGGAAAAGCUGUAUUUCUCAUAUUUUUGUCUGCCUAUCAACUAAGGUUGCAAAGGGUUGGAAUAUUUCCAGAAAGGUUUCCAGUAAAUAGACAUGAACAAUCAUACAAUUUAAAAGCAUGACAUUUUAACAGUGAAACCUUAUCAAGUUUUAAAAUUUUGGUUGAACUAUUAAUAUUUUUAUUGAUGAAAAAAAACAUAAAUGUUAAGUUUAACAUUACUUGUCCCCACGACUCAUUCAAAAAUUAACUAAUUCCCAUAAAUUCAAGUGAAUUCCCAUGGUAAGUUUCAUACUAUGAACAUCCCUGAGAUUUUGCAACCCUACUAAUGAACUCUUGUAUGGAUUUCUUCUCUCCGCUAAACAAGGCAACAAUCGGAAUUGACUUCCUGUCGAAAACCAUGUACCUGGAGGACCGAACGGUGCGGUUGCAGCUCUGGGACACUGCGGGACAAGAGCGCUUCAGGAGCCUCAUCCCGAGCUACAUACGAGACUCCACGGUGGCCGUGGUCGUCUACGACAUUACAAACGUGAAUUCCUUCCAGCAGACGUCCAAAUGGAUUGACGACGUGCGGACGGAGAGAGGAAGUGACGUUAUCAUCAUGCUGGUGGGCAACAAAACAGACCUGGCAGACAAGAGGCAAAUUAGCAUCGAGGAAGGCGAGCAGCGGGCUAAAGAGCUCAGCGUCAUGUUCAUCGAGACCAGCGCCAAGACGGGCCACAACGUCAAACAGCUGUUCCGCCGCGUGGCCUCCUCUCUUCCCGGCAUCGAGAGCGUGCAGGAGACUGGCAAACAAGGCAUGAUUGACAUCAAGCUGGACAAAGCUCAGGAGCCGCAGACGAACGAGGCUGGCUGCUCCUGUUAAUAGCCGCUAGCAUUAGUAGCUAGCGGUCAUGAUGUCUACCCUCCCCACCCAGACACUCUUAUGUUGUGGCUUCUUAUUGGUUAACAUCCCGACUGCUGGUCAGUGCUUCCAGAGAGCAAUAUGUCAACGUUGAAGCUGCCAAAAACAAACAAGUUUACAAACAAGCUGCUGCUGCUUUUUUCUUUUUUUUUUUUUUUUUUUUUCUCCUUUUUUCUUUUUUUGUCCUGAUCAAGUCCUCUCCAUGCUUUGUUUUUGUAUUUUUAUAUUCAGGGACAAUUCUCUCCAUGUUUGGAGCCCCUAACUUUAAAACAAACAUCCACGCUUAUGGACUGUCCAUGCAUGCUUCUCUAUAUGUCAGGUAACGUCUCACUCACACACACACACACACACACACACACACAAAUGUUGGACUUUGCAUAGUUUCUAUACGUGACUGAUGUGUAUCACUUUGUGCUUUGUGUACACGCAACAUUCGGGCAUUGUCACGAAUGCAUUCUGGGAUGUGUAAAUAUGUACGUUGAUGUGAAGGCCAAGAUACACCUGGUAAAGUGUUUGGACCACACCGGAAACGUCUACAGUGGAACCUCUAGAGUCCAAUUAGGAAUGUGACCCAAAUACACUUCGAAAGUCAGACAACAAACAGAUUUGGAAUUAUGACCUUGUAAUAGACUUGAACAGACCUCAGAUGAGCGAGCAGCAAAGGAUUAACUUGUGCUUUUGUCUGUUCUUUGCCAUUUUUGUGACACUCUUAAAACAAUUAUUGUCACCAAUCUUUGGACUAGACAUUUGCCCAGACUUUAGUUCAGAUCUUUUUUUUUUUUUUGCAGAUCUUGAUCCAUAUUUUUGUACAGAUCCCGAUCCAGACUAUUGUCAAAACUGUAGGUCAGACGUAUGUCUAGACAUUAUCUCAGAUCUUGGUCAUUGUUUCAGAUCUUUGGUCAAGACAUUGUUUAAAAUUUCAGUCCAGAUUUUUACCCAGAUCUUGAUCCAGACCUUUUCUACACCUUGGUUGAAAUUUUGGUCCAGACAUUGGCCCAGAUCUUGGUCUAGACAUUAAGUCAAGGCAUUGCUCCAGACCUUGGCCCAGAUCUUAUUCAAGAGUUUGGUCCAGACCUUGGUCCAGAUUUUUGUCUGAACAUUUCUCCAGAUGUUGCUCCAUGUUAUUGUCCAGACUUUGGUAGAGACUUUGAGGAAUAUCUAGGUCCGGACUUUUGCCCAGGUCUUGAUCCAGACCUUGGUCAAAACUUUGGUCCAGAACUUGGCCCAGAUCUUGGUAUUGCGCCACAUUUUGGUCCAGACAUUUGUUCAGACUUGGAUGCGGAUCUUAUUCAGACCUUGGUCCAGACUUUGGUAUCUUAGAGGUUCCGCUGUAUUUGUUGUUUUAUUUGUUGUUUUUCUUCCUUUUAGAGGUUCCACUAUAUUUGUUUUGUUUUUUUCUUUGGCGGGGGGGCAAAAUGUUUUAAAAUUGAAUUUUUUUUAUUUUAAAAAGUUUUUAUCAGGUUGAGACUUGGAAGUCAGGGAAGACACCUUGACAGUGAACCCUAACACACUUUGCUGCUUAUCAUUUCAUAUUCAUUAUUUUACAACAGGAAUGUAGGACAACACACAGCCUUACUGUGGGAUGAGCACUUUUUUCUUUUUCUUUUUUUAAAUUGAAAGAGGAUUUUACAGAUGGUUCUUUGUAUUUAUUGCUGGUGAAUAGGAACCCUGGUGUCCAUAUGUCAACAUUUGUGAGCAUUGUAGUGAUGCUUUUGCAUUGAGGGGGCGGGACCACAGCUCUCCUCUCACUGACUGUACAGAGCAUGUCGCUAUUAAACAUGUCUUAUUGCCAAACA
Messenger RNA from Phycodurus eques (leafy seadragon), 5452 nucleotides. RefSeq names its product RAB6B, member RAS oncogene family a (gene rab6ba). NCBI's taxonomy places the organism in Eukaryota, Metazoa, Chordata, Actinopteri, Syngnathiformes, Syngnathidae. The transcript has 8 exons. The record is from RefSeq and is a predicted model, not a curated record. Gene Ontology annotation, molecular function: GTPase activity; GTP binding. The coding region runs from base 3081 to 3617 and encodes 178 amino acids.